AUGGGCGCCGCGCGCCUCGGCGGAGACGCGGCCGAGCCGGGGCGGGACGCGCGUCGCGACGCCGGGGGCGGGCGUCGCCACGUGGUCUCCGGUCCGGGGGCGGCCGACGCUACGGACGACGAGGCCACGACGACAGACGCCGCCGCCGACACGACCACGACGACGACCACGACGGCGGAGGAGGACCCCGCGACGACCGCGACGACGCCGCCGCCGCCGGAGGCGGAGGCGGAGACGACUACGCCGAUGCCGCCCCCGACGACGACGACGACCGUCGAUCCCACGACCGCCGCCGAGGCCUCGCUCGGAGAAGAAAGCAACAGCAGCAGCAGCAGCAGCACGAUGACGCCGGCUGAAGGCGCCCUCCGCCGCCAGGACACGGAUGCGACCACCGUCGCGCCAGAGGACGUGACGCCGAGGAGGAACGCGAGCCUCUCGGCCGAGGAAGAGUUGGAGGAAGAGUUGGAGGAGGCGGUCGGAGGACGCAACGGCUCCUCCCCGCGACCGCCGCUCCCACCACACAUCGAGGCACUCAUCAACAUCACCCGCGGCGCGGGGGAAGACUACGGCGACUACGACUACGGCGCGCCGCCGUCGCUGCCGCCGUCGCUACCCAACGUCAAAAUUAUUCCUUUUGUGGCAGCAGAUGCGGUACUGGAAAACGGCGAAGGCAAAGCUACGGCAUACCCAAUGCAAGAUAGGCAUCUGCCUACUGAUAACCCAUUAUACAGUCGCUUCUCACCGCCCAUCAAGACCGAAGGUGGAUUCCAACCGCGAGAACCUAUUCUCGAUGGCCCAUUCUACGAGUCAAAAAUUGACGGGCCUUACGACACAGCUGGUCAAUUGCAACUCGACAUAACGUCUGGGACACCUAUUCCGCCUUCCAUCACGACUCUGCCCAAAAGUGAAGAGAAGGUGUGCUACUCGGAUGGGCGGGAACACGCCCACGGGGACCUGCUGUCCGAGCCGGGGGCGUGCCUGGUGUGCGUGUGCCACCGCGGGGAGGUGUUCUGCCAGCACACCGAGUGUCCCGCGCCGGGCCCGGGAUGCACCCGCGUCGAGGGCCAGCGCGCGUCCUGCUGCGGGCGGCUGGUCUGCGACGGAGGAGACGAGUUCCCCACGGUGGUGCUGUCUGGAGUGGUGCCUCCCGUGACGGUCGCCGACGGCGUGGUGACCACCAUCGACCCGUUCAGGGACGUCAUCCGCACCGAGCCCGCCCCGGACCUGCCGUCGCUCAUCGGCGACCUCAAGCCGUACCUGCUGGACCGCCGCCCCACGUCGACGCCGCCCACCACGUCGUCUACGUCUUCGUUGCCGUCGUCGUCGGUCAACGUGACGCGACCGCCGCAGCACGAGGAGUCGUCCCUGCUGGACAGCGUGUUCCAGUUCCUGUUCGCAGGAGUCGACACCAGCACCACCACCAGUAGCACCACCACCGCCCGGGCUACCUUGGUCAACGGCAGCUUCGCCGUCCGGACGGAGGCCUCUACCUCGGAGGUCGCCGUCAACGGAGGAGAGGUCGCGACCGGCCCCUUGUCGGCCGGGGAGAACGCUACCUCCGGGAACGCUAACGCUAACGCGAAAGCUAACGCGACCGAGCCGCCGCCGGGCCGGCCUCCCAACAUCAUCGUCGACGUCGACUCCUCUUCGGCGGCAGAGUCCCCGGGUCUCCUGAAGCUCGCCGGCUGCAACAUCUACGGCCGCAUGUACCGCGUGGGGCGCAUCAUCUCGGAACUGUCGUCGCCGUGCCUCGAGUGCAGGUGCACCGAGGUGGGCGUGCAGUGCAGGCAGCUCAAGUGUUGACGUCCUGGGACCGCUUCGUCCGCAGACCAUUCCUCAUGUUUCUAUCCCCUUCCUACCCCCCUUUCCACAUUUCCUAUGCAAACUGAUCUGUUUCUCUUCUCGCUUCUCCCUCGCCAUAUUGAUGCUGAACUCAAAACGAGUUGUUGUAACUGCCAAGUAUAGACUGCCAUCGUUUUAGACUUUUUCUCAAAUUUUACAUCUCUCAGAUGGUCUUUUUCCCUUUUUUGGCACCGUUGUUCCGAUAACGGUGUUUUCGUAAACAACGUCAUAUGUGACAGUUGGGAAAUUCGUACCACAGGUAUUUUUUUUUUUAAAACUGUGUUAAAAUUUAAGGCAAGUUCCACGAGAAAAAAAAUACAAUGAACUUAGGAAGCAUUCUAAAAUCGCAUACGCUGUUGAACCUGCAAAAAAAAAAAAAAAAACCUCCGCUCAUGUUACAUUGUUAUGUGGUGGCUACAGUGUUGACUUUGGUCAACUACUCUUAUUUCAUUUAGACAACACGGUCAGGUUUAACAAGUCAUAUAGUUGACAAACAUACAUAUUAAAUAUGUAGAUAUUUUACGUGAAUUUUUUUACUUUUUAGUUUGAAAAUAUUGGAUAUUGUGAAAUUACUGAUUCCAACUUUCAGAAACGGUGUCACCCAAAUAAUUUAUUUAUUGUCGUCGCAGCUUCCAAUGCAUGCUUUUUGAAAAUGUUUUCUUCACCUUUCAUAAACUGUAGCUAUUGUUGUGUGUCUUCCACAGGUUAUUGGUGACCGAAGUUGUUUUUAAGUGAAAUAUAAUAUACCAUGGCAGAAAAAAAAUUAAGCCAUAUAGAUAGUAGCUUCCAAUUGGUAAAAUUUUAAGUAAUGCUGACAUUAUUAUAAAUAAGGGUACGAAAAAAAAUGAGUUUUUUUUUAACCCAUAGUCGCUUAAAAACUUAUUUGGCUGCUCAGUUAAAGGACUGAUACAUAGCGUUGUGCUCAUUAAUUUAUACGGCAGUAACAGGAAGUUGUAAUCAUAAUCCAUGCAAACAGUUUGAUCUAGUAAUAAUUCAGGAAACCUUGAUAAUACACAUUUUAUAAUUUUAGUUUUAUUCACUUCUGAUUUUAUUUAGUAACAAAGGCAAAUAUUUUACCAUGUUUACGAUGUUUUAAAAGACAAUCGUAGCACUGUUGUUUUCCGCGGUUUAAAACGAUUAAAUUUCAUGUUAUUUUAAUCGCAAAAAAAAAAAAA
Molecule: messenger RNA, 3017 nt
Organism: Bacillus rossius redtenbacheri
Lineage: Eukaryota; Metazoa; Arthropoda; Insecta; Phasmatodea; Bacillidae
Product: mucin-2
Exons: 6
Coding region: 1-1803 (600 amino acids)
Molecular function (GO): protein binding
Source: RefSeq, a predicted model, not a curated record